AUUAAAAAACGAGUCUAUUUAAAACAGUAAUAAGAUGACAAUAGAAAUGAUAAAUAGGAAAUAAAAUAAUCCCUGGAAUGACAACAAAUCAAAGUGUUAAAAACGUAAUUCACCGUAAAACGUUUCACCGUCCCAGGUGGAGGGUUAUAUUUUGAAUUUAGAAACCGGAAGUGAAGUUGGCCAUCGUUGACCAACUUGACAGAGUCCGAACAGCCACCCGGCGGUAGCUGAAGGAAUCUGGCUGACACGUCGGUGUGACCAGCGAGUCACUCAGUAAAAAAACACACUCGUGGAGGAGGCCGCAGAGAGCACAAAUAUCCAGCCUUCACCACAGCGGGAACAGAGACUUCGUCGGCAGGGAAAACAGGACGUUAUCAUGAUGGCAGUCCUGGGCAGCGCCGGUCGCUUGAUCCAACUUGCCAGGAGCAGUGUCGGUCUGGGUGUGAGGAGACACUCCACUGCCGCUGCUUUAGCCCAGACGUCCACUCCAGUAACACAGAACAACAGGAAACCUAAAACGGGCAUUUUGAUGCUAAACAUGGGAGGGCCUGAGAAACUAGAAGACGUGCACGACUUCUUGCUGCGGUUGUUCCUUGACACAGACCUGAUGAAACUCCCCGUACAGAGUAAGCUCGGCCCGUUCAUCGCCAUGCGUCGCACGCCAAAGAUCCAGGAGCAGUACAGCAAGAUCGGAGGAGGCUCGCCCAUCAAAUACUGGACCUCCAUGCAGGGGGAGGGCAUGGUGAAGCUGCUGGAUGAGAUGAGUCCCGAGACGGCUCCUCACAAGUUCUACAUCGGUUUCCGGUACGUUCAGCCGCUGACGGAGGAGGCCAUCGAGGAGAUGGAGAAGGAUGGAGUGGAGCGAGCCGUGGCCUUCACUCAGUACCCUCAGUACAGCUGCUCCACCACAGGCAGCAGUCUGAAUGCCAUCUACCGUUACUACAGCAAUAGAGGCGACAGGCCAAAAAUGCGCUGGAGUGUCAUUGACCGUUGGCCCACACACCCUCUGCUGGUGGAGUGUUUUGCAGAUCACGUCCGUAACGAGCUGCUGAAGUUUCCAGAAGAGAAGAGGGACGAUGUUGUCAUUCUCUUCUCGGCACACUCAAUCCCCAUGGCUGUUGUAAACCGAGGCGACCCGUAUCCUCAGGAAGUGGGGGCCACCGUUCAGAGAGUCAUGGAUCGACUGGGACACUGUAACCCUUACAGACUAGUGUGGCAGUCCAGGGUGGGGCCCCUGCAGUGGCUCGGCCCCCAGACGGGCGACGUGAUCAAAGGCCUGUGUGAGCGAGGGAAGAAGAACAUCCUGCUGGUGCCCAUCGCCUUCACCUCCGACCACAUAGAGACUUUACAUGAGCUGGACAUCGAGUAUGGACAGGUGCUGGGGGAGGAGUGUGGGGUGGAGAACAUCAGACGAGCGGAGUCGUUGAACGGGAACCCUCUCUUUAUGGAGGCUCUGGCAGACCUGGUCCAGUCCCACCUGAAGUCCAACGAGCCCUGUUCUCGUCAGCUGACCCUCCGCUGCCCGCUGUGCACCAACCCCACAUGUGGAGAGACCAAGGCCUUCUUCGCCAGCCAGAUACUCUCAUAGAAACAAACACACACACUCAGGUGCCCUUCAUGCAGCAAAGCUACCUGAGAAGAAACUUAAGGCCUUCUCUGAUAAACAGAUGACUCUCUCUCUCUCUCUCACACACACACACUCUCUCUCUCUCUCUCCAGCUGGAGGGUCAGUUAGUUAGAAAACGGGACAAAAUGGUUUUUGUGAAAGCUUGGGAGUUUAACCACAGCAAGUACUUUUUUUUAAAAGGAAAAAUUCCCCUUGCCUUCUCUUCCGCCACUUGACAUCAUUGCCCCCCACCCCCUGCCUGCCAUCUUCGCAAUGUGAUUGGAGGAGGAUGUUGGUGCUCAAAACGCUGCUGCCUGAUAAGUGGAUACCCCUGCGCUUUGGAGAAAGGUAACAAAUUAAAAUCGCUGUCUUGAAAGAUAGCUACUUUAGGAAUUCAAGAAAGUUUUCUUUAAGGUUUAUAAAUAAGGAUUAGUUAUUUGGUUAAUCCUGCAUCUAUUCUAUGACAGUAAAACUGUGCAGUUGUAGUCCAUCUACGAUAACUAAAUUAAUCAAAUUUAUAAAGUGGCAAUAAAUAUUGUGUGGGAUACUGUGAGAUGGUUUACAAGCUAGCAGAACACAUUUUUCUUAACAAAUCAAAAGCAUGUUCAUGUUAUUGUUUUACUUUUUCUUUUUCCAUAUACAAGAUGUAAGAGCAGGAAACAAUGUCACUGAAGACAAAGAGUAGAAUAGCAUAAAAUGACAAUGCCGCUGGAAUUGUCAUUAAAUAGCAAGAUGCAGUAUGUGUUAAAUUUCAAGAUUAUAAUUUUAACGUAGUUUGACUCUGACUUGGAUCGGCCUAAACCCUCAAUGCAGGCUUUUUUAAUCCACUCACACUUCCCUGAUUGCACUAAAUGUGAGAAACUAAUCGAAUUAGUUGAUUGGUGCUACAGCUAAAAAGUUGGAUCCCAUCCGCUGUCCCAUUCGGGGAUAGGACUCCCUAAUGAAGUGUGCACUAUUUAUGGGUAACUUGAGUUUUGACCUCUGGCCCUUUCUCCCUUUACUGUUUUCGUCGUCCUAUGCGAUGAUAAUGUGCCUUUAACACUGGCUAUUUAGAAACACUGGAUUUUAUUUUCUUCUUUUUUUCGUGAGCUUAACCAAGACGCUGACGGGGGAAAAAACAUCUCGAAAUCUGAAUUGACAUAUUCCUGCUGUGAAUUUAGCCAUCGGCUGCUUGUAUUUUUGCUAAAGAGUUAGCAGCGCCCUGGUUCCCUCAACAGAAAGCCAGUGAGAUUUUUCCACGGGCUUUUGAAUUAUUGAGAAAAAUUAGCUUUUACUUUUGCAGGAGCUUGUCUCACUCAGAUCUGCCUUUUUUUCCAGUCAGUACAGACAGCGUACAUUGGUGCUUUCAGAUGAGAUUGCUGUUGCAACUAAUAUUCGCACUCAAUACAAAUAUUGUUACUUUGUGCUUUUAAUGCUCUUCCACAAGUUUGAAAGGAGAUGAUUUUGUUUUUGAAGAAUGCUUUACCCGAAGUUCUCUGUUUUAGGUAUCUGCAUGCACAGCUGAAGGUAUUCUUAUGGUGGCAUUAGCAUAGCUUAGCUCAAUUACUGGAUGUGAGUGGGUUCUAGUGGGAGCUCUGUGUAAAGAAGCAUUUGUCCCUUUUUUUGUGUAGAGAUGCUACCUGAUCCAACCGACAUUAGGUUAAGCUAAGCUAACCUCGUUGUGAUAUGAUACCGUGGGACUAAGGAAAAAUUAUUCUAAAGCUCAAGGGAUGGCAAAAUGUUCACCUCAGGGCACGAACACGCUAAUGUCUGUGAAGGCCGGGUUUUCCCUCCCGACAUGUCUUCUUAUUUAUUUUUUAAUUAUCCUCUGUUUUGACAAAUCUGUGUGCAUUUAGCAGGGUUCAUGUUUUUUACACAUAAUAAAGACACUGACAGAUUUUUUGCAGCUUUGGUAUACUCUAUUGUUUUUUCAUUAUUUCUUUUUGUCUUUUUGAUUGUGUUCCAGACCAAACAAAUCAUCUUGUCUCUGCUGCUAUAACACGUUUUCUAUAUGUAUAUUUGAGACGCAUGGUAUUAGCAGUGCGUUACACAUAAUGAGUCUUCUUUAAAAAUACAAAUAAAUAAAAAGAUGUGUUUUUGAGUGUUAGUUGAGCCCCUAUUGACCACAUCAAAGUCAGGAUAAACUGCUGCAAAUCUCAUCUUCAAUGACUUUUCCCUGAAGUUCCACCAUUUGGAAACCAGUUGUUCACACAGUUGAAAAAGCUCAGUGUCAUGGGGGGGGGGGGGGGGAAUCUAGGACGACCCCUUAUGAAGGCUCUCCUGAAGGUUUCUUCCCCUUUUUUCCUUGUGAAAGUUUUUUUUCUAUUUCUUGGGAGCUUUUCCUGAUCCGAUGUGAGGUCCUGGGACCCGUAUGUCGUAUGUGUACAUAUUGUAAAGCCCUUUGAGGCAAAUUUGUUGCUUGUGUUAUUGGGAUAUACUAAAUAAACUGAAUUAUCACUCGAUAGUAUAGCGUGUGAACAGGA
Pseudoliparis swirei is the source of this 4068-nucleotide messenger RNA. It is a transcript of the gene fech, whose product is annotated as ferrochelatase. Gene Ontology annotation, molecular function: protoporphyrin ferrochelatase activity. Lineage: Eukaryota; Metazoa; Chordata; Actinopteri; Perciformes; Liparidae. Gene Ontology annotation, biological process: heme biosynthetic process. The record is from RefSeq and is a predicted model, not a curated record. Bases 377 to 1588 code for a protein of 403 amino acids. The transcript has 11 exons.